AUGUUGUCUAGAUCGAUCCGCACAUCGGCUUCCAGAGCCAUCAAGAGCUCUCAAUGUAUGAGAACCGUGUCUUGUGCAUCUGCAAAAAGAUAUGCAUCUUCUAGCCUUUUCACCAGACAAAGUGCUCCUAGCAGAAUUCCCCAAAAUUUAAACAGUCAGUUUAUUUCUCGCUCCCUGUUACAGCGCCGUUUGGAAUCAACUAAGGUGGAGGUUCCACCUAUGGCUGAAUCUUUGACUGAAGGUACUCUUUCUCAAUAUACCAAGCAAGUGGGUGAAUCUAUCCAACAAGAUGAACUAUUGGCUACUAUCGAAACUGAUAAGAUUGACAUCGAAGUCAACGCUCCCGUGAGCGGUAAGAUUGUUAAAUUGAGCUUCAAGCCUGAAGAUACCGUUACUGUUGGUCAAGAAUUGGCUCAAAUUGAAGAGGGUGAAGUCUCUACUGGUGGCGAAGCUCCAAAAGAAGAGCCAAAACCUGAAGAACCGAAGAAGGAAGAACCAGCUGCUGCUGCCCCACCUCCUCCAAAGCCUGAGGCUCCAAAGAAGGAAGCUCCAAAACCAGCUGCCCCAAAGAAGGAAGCUCCAAAGAAGCCAGAACCAGCUCCACAAGCUCCAAAAACCACUUCCUUCUCUCGUAAUGAGGAAAGAAUUAAGAUGAACCGUAUGAGAUUGAGAAUUGCAGAAAGAUUGAAGGAAUCUCAAAACACCGCAGCUUCUUUGACCACUUUCAACGAAGUUGAUAUGUCCGCUUUGUUGGAGAUGAGAAAGCUUUACAAAGAUGAAAUCAUCAAGAGCAAGGGUGUGAAAUUCGGUUUCAUGGGUCUAUUCUCUAAGGCAAGUACAUUGGCCGCCAAGGAUAUCCCAUCUGUCAACGGUGCCAUUGAAGGUGACCAAAUCGUCUACAGAGAUUACAGUGACAUUUCUAUCGCUGUUGCUACUCCUAAGGGUUUGGUUACCCCUGUGAUCCGUAACGCUGAAUCCUUGUCCGUUUUGGAAGUUGAACAAGAAAUCGUCCGUCUAUCUCAAAAGGCUCGUGAUGGUAAAUUGACCCUUGAAGAUAUGAGUGGUGGUACUUUCACCAUUUCCAACGGUGGUGUUUUCGGCUCUCUAUACGGUACUCCAAUCAUCAACACCCCACAGACUGCUGUGUUAGGUUUGCACGGUGUUAAGGAAAGACCAGUGACCGUUAACGGUAAGAUCGAAUCUAGACCUAUGAUGUACUUGGCAUUGACUUAUGAUCACAGAUUGAUGGACGGUAGAGAGGCCGUGACUUUCUUGAGAACCGUCAAAGAAUUGGUUGAAGACCCAAGAAAGAUGCUUCUUGCCUAA
This is a messenger RNA of Zygosaccharomyces rouxii, 1326 nucleotides long. RefSeq names its product dihydrolipoyl transsuccinylase (gene KGD2). The coding region runs from base 1 to 1326 and encodes 441 amino acids. Gene Ontology annotation, cellular component: oxoglutarate dehydrogenase complex. Gene Ontology annotation, molecular function: dihydrolipoyllysine-residue succinyltransferase activity. Gene Ontology annotation, biological process: tricarboxylic acid cycle. The record is from RefSeq and is a predicted model, not a curated record. Lineage: Eukaryota; Fungi; Ascomycota; Saccharomycetes; Saccharomycetales; Saccharomycetaceae. The transcript has a single exon.